This is a messenger RNA of Ceraceosorus guamensis, 1457 nucleotides long. RefSeq lists its product as hypothetical. Bases 225 to 1070 code for a protein of 281 amino acids. Lineage: Eukaryota; Fungi; Basidiomycota; Exobasidiomycetes; Ceraceosorales; Ceraceosoraceae. The transcript has 2 exons. The record is from RefSeq and is a predicted model, not a curated record.
CGUGAGUGUCGUCAAAAUGGUCGGGAUUGGAGAUUCAUGACUGUCUCUUGCUCUUGACUGUGACUAGCGACUGGCUCGUCAGCUUCCAUCAGCGCACGGCUUCGCGUCAAUCUCGCCCAAGACCCAACGUCAAUCUCAUCCGCAAGUUUGCUCGCACUUAUCGCGACAGUCUCUCAGCGUUCUGUUUGCCUUGAUCACGACCUCGUCCAGGCACACACGGGAGCAUGUCGAGAGGGCCACCACAACGCUCGCGCUCCGUGCGAGCAUGGUCAGAUCCGCGAGCGUUGGCAAGCGCAGCAGGUGUGGGAGGCGCAGUGAUAGGUCUAGCAACUUUAGCUUGGGUAGCUUGGAGCUGGUCAAAUAGUCGCGCCUCUCCUGGCGAUCAGGCGGGUGGAGAUGGUCGCACUGUUGGAGGUGCCUCUGGCAGUCGGACACGAGACGGACAUGGCGCAAAAGGCAUUCCAAGCUCCAGGCCUACACUGUCCCUCGCGAUGCCUCAGACGGACGAGCCAACCUCUGAGUACCUCUUACGCAUCAGAGAGCUGCUACUGCCGGUCAUUGCACAGGUCUUCUCGGUGCACCUUUUGCUGCCAGCUGAUCAUGAAAGCAAGUCGGAUGCCGAGAUACUUUCGUGCAUACAGGCGCUCAGCUCGAAGCUCAAAGAUAUCGACGGCUACGAUGAGCGGCGGACGAUGCUUCACGAGACAGAGUCGGGCAAGUUGACACUAGCCAGAGCUAUCAAGUGCGAUGCCCACGUCGAGGUGCUCAUGGAUUCAAGCCGCCACGAGGAAUGCACCAAAACCGAUAUGGACGCGUAUCACGAUGCGAUAUCCAGAUUACGCAAAUCGACCAGCUUGCUCGUCUUUCUCGUCCUUCCUGACCCAGGUCAUACCGCGUCACAAGACAAUGGAAGGAUCGACUCUUUCUUGAGGCCGUACUCGUCAGGAACCAGAAUGGCGAGGGGGGACGCGGAAGUGAGGGUAUUGGAUUUGAGGCAGACGUCGCCCGCUGAAAGGGCUUGGAGAGAAGGAGCAGAGCGGCUCAGUGCAUUGUCGAAGGGAUGGAAGUGAGCAAUGCACAUCUGAGCUUGCUCGCAAGUACCGGAACACUUCGAAACCUUUGCCAAUGUUGUGUGCCGUUCCUCUUAAGCCAGUGAGUGCGUUCGAGCAACACUUGCUUUUACGAAAGUACGCAUUGCUGGUACAGCUUGACCAUCGUAGACUUGAUAGAGUCUUCAGCGCACCAUGGUCCACUCAAGAGUCUUGAAUGUGAGCUCGGAGCACAGAGCUGAGACAUGUGAUAUCCACUUUAAUCGCGUCGAAUGUACUUCCAGCUGCACUCACCAAAUCGUGAUCCGUCUCUGGCGCAGGGGCGUCUCUGGCGCAGGGGCUAUUGCGAUCCACAGACGCGAUCUCUACCUCGAAACCGGCGGGAAUGUGAAGCGAAAGGGCGACCGU